AUAUGUGUGAAAUCAAAUACAAAAAGUGAGUAUCUCUGUAUAUCUAUCAAUGCACAUUUUCUUCUUCUUCUUACCAACUUUCUUUCUCUCACAACAUCAUCGAUCUAACACCAAUGCACAAACCUUGUUAUUCACACGUUUUAACGUUAUUUUGAUGUCUCUAAAAUCAAAACACACACACCAGAAGAACAGAACUACUUAGGAGUGUCUGAAUUCUCAAACCAAAAGCACACAUAACAACAAUGCAACAUUCUCACAAACUCUUUCCCACCAUUCUCUUUAUCUUAUCCUUCUUUUCUUCAACACUCUCCGACCUCUCGUCGGAGCGCGCGGCGCUCCUCGCCCUGCGCUCCGCCGUGCGCGGCCGUACGCUCCUCUGGAACACCACCUUCCGCUCGCCUUGCGUCUGGCCCGGCGUCCAAUGCGAUGCCGCCAAUGCCACUGUGGUGGAGCUUCACCUCCCUGCCGUCGCUCUCUCCGGCGAGCUUCCGGACGGUGUGUUCCCGGAGCUUCCCAACCUCCACACCCUCAGCCUCCGCGUCAACUCCCUCUCUGGCGCCCUCCCCGCUGACCUUGCUGCAUGCACCGCCCUCCGCAACCUGUUCCUCCAACAGAACCACUUCGCCGGCGAGGUGCCGGCGUUUCUCUCCGGCAUGACUGGCCUCGUCCGGCUCAAUUUGGCCUCCAACAACUUUUCCGGCCCAUUUCCGGCCCGGUUCGGGAACCUCACCCGGUUGAGGACCCUUUUCCUUGAGAAUAAUCGGCUCACUGGUUCGUUACCCGGUUUGGAAGAACUCGGUGAAUUGGCUCAGUUUAAUGUCUCUUACAACAUGUUAAACGGUUCUGUUCCAAAAAAGUUGCAGACUUUUGAUAAAGAUUCGUUUUUGGGCAAUACCCUUUGUGGGAAGCCACUUGGGAUUUGUCCCUGGGAUCAUGGGGGUGGCGAGAAUGGUGUAAAUGGGAGUUCAAAUUCAAGUGGGGUUGGAGGAGGAGAAGGGGGUGUGAUUGGAGGGGAAAAGAAGAAGGGGAAGCUUUCUGGGGGUGCAAUUGCAGGGAUUGUUGUUGGGUGCGUGGUGGCUCUUUUGUUGGUUCUCUUUGCUUUGAUUAUUUUAUGUAGAAGUGGAAACAAGACUAGGAGUGUUGAUAAUGUUAGCAACGUGGUGGGAUUGAAGGAGGAGCCUCAACAGCAUGGGGAGGUGGGAAUUGAGGGUGGUAAUGUGGAGAGUGGUGGUGGUGGUGGUGGGGAUUCGGUGGCCGCAGCGGCGGCAGCGGCGGCGGCAGUGGCGGCAGUGGGUGGGAAUGGAGUUGGCGGUGGAAGUGGUGGAGAUAAGAAGUUGGUGUUUUAUGGGAAUAAAGUGAAGGUGUUUGAUUUGGAGGAUUUGCUAAGGGCUUCUGCAGAGGUGUUGGGAAAAGGAACUUUUGGGACCACCUAUAAGGCUGUUUUAGAGGAUGGGCCUGUGGUGGCUGUGAAGAGGCUGAGGGAUGUGACGGUUUCGGAGAAGGAGUUUAAGGAGAAGAUUGAUGGGGUGGGAGUGAUGGAUCAUGAGAAUUUGGUACCUCUCAGGGCUUACUAUUAUAGCAGGGAUGAGAAGCUUCUUGUUCAUGAUUACAUGCCAAUGGGAAGCCUAUCUGCAAUUCUGCAUGGAAACAAAGGAGCUGGUAGGACACCGUUGAAUUGGGAAAUGAGAUCAGACAUUGCAUUAGGAGCUGCUCGUGGCAUCGAGUACCUACAUUCACAAGGGCCUAGUGUUUCUCAUGGAAACAUAAAGUCCUCCAACAUCCUCCUAAGCAAAUCCUAUGAUGCCAGGGUGUCUGAUUUUGGGCUUGCACACCUUGUUGGCCCCUCAUCCACACCGAACAGGGUGGCCGGCUACCGUGCCCCCGAAGUAACCGAUCCACGGCGAGUUUCUCAGAAGGCUGAUGUAUACAGCUUUGGAGUGUUGCUCUUGGAACUUCUGACUGGAAAAGCUCCUACUCAUGCCCUCUUGAAUGAGGAAGGAGUGGACCUUCCGAGAUGGGUCCAAUCAGUGGUUAGAGAGGAAUGGAGUUCAGAGGUGUUUGAUAUUGAACUCCUUAGGUAUCAGAAUUCUGAAGAGGAAAUGGUUCAGUUGUUGCAACUUGCAGUGGAUUGUGUAGUUCCAUACCCUGCAAACCGCCCUUCAAUGUCUCAAGUGAGACAACGCAUGGAAGAGUUUCAUAGGUCUAGUAGUACCAUGAAAGAGGGUACUCAAGACCAAAUCCAUCAACCUGAUUUGAUCGAUGAUAUAGAAGAUGUGUCAUCUAGAUGAGUUUGUGUAAAGGAUCUUCUUGGCUUUGGCUUUGUCAUGUGCUUAUGUUGUAUUUUCUUAAGACAAAACUUGAUGAGUUUUUUUGGCCACUUUUGGUGUUUUUUUUCUAUCAGAAUUGGAGUUUUAUAUCAGUAAUUGACAUAUAAAGGUUUGCAAUAAACAUAUAAACAUUGAUCACUGAAAUGAAACUUCAAUUCUGACAGAAGAAGAAUAUCAUCAAAAGUGUCAAAGGAAGUUCAUCUAAGUUUUCUGAUCUCAAUUGUACUAUCCCUUAUUUUUCUAUCCUAUCUAUCUACUCUACCAUGAGGGAGUGAGAUAUCUAUUCCAUUAGUUAUUGCCGGUGGAUUCUGGUUGAUGUAAUUAUUAAGUUUGCUUUUAACAUUGGCCUUUUCUUUUUGUGACA
Messenger RNA from Vigna radiata var. radiata (mung bean), 2691 nucleotides. Its product is annotated as probable inactive receptor kinase At1g48480. NCBI's taxonomy places the organism in Eukaryota, Viridiplantae, Streptophyta, Magnoliopsida, Fabales, Fabaceae. Gene Ontology annotation, molecular function: ATP binding; protein kinase activity; protein binding. The transcript is spliced from 2 exons. The record is from RefSeq and is a predicted model, not a curated record. Bases 243 to 2288 code for a protein of 681 amino acids. Gene Ontology annotation, biological process: protein phosphorylation.